Molecule: messenger RNA, 3553 nt
Organism: Ostrinia furnacalis (Asian corn borer)
Lineage: Eukaryota; Metazoa; Arthropoda; Insecta; Lepidoptera; Crambidae
Product: AT-rich interactive domain-containing protein 5B
Exons: 16
Coding region: 505-3411 (968 amino acids)
Biological process (GO): regulation of transcription by RNA polymerase II
Cellular component (GO): nucleus
Molecular function (GO): DNA binding
Source: RefSeq, a predicted model, not a curated record
CGCGGGCUGAGACGGGCGUGUGUAUCGUCGCGGGUCUUAUUUUUGUCAUCGUACGCCAUAUUGUGUCUAUUGUCAACCAUAAUUCCACCAUAAAAAUCCACAUUACCAAUUUCCGAUUUACACGCGACGCGGUGCAGUUAAAAAAUAACAAUCAACUAAUUUAAGUGCUUAUUAUUAUUGUUACGCUAUCUGUGGAGAUAAUUAUUUUAAUUAUAAUCGAUUUCGGAGUUCCGUAUCCUAGUGAAAUUUAAAAAGUGAUUGUUUUUUUUUCCGGCGUGUUUCUUGUGUUGUGCCAGAAUUAGCACGUGAAAAAAAUAACUUGAGAACAGUCAGUGUGUUAAAUAUAGUGCAAUGUCUACGCUGAAUGUUAAAAAUAAAAUUGCAUUUGUCUUCGUUGUGUGGACAUGAUGUUAAAUACAUUUGUUAUGUACAGUUUCGGUGUUUCUGUUAAGUUAAAGUGAAUUACUUACUGGAUUGCCAGCGCCUUUUUGGAUUUUUUCGGAAAUGGAGAAACCUACUUUCAAGUUGGUGGGUUCCCCCUGCGGUCACCACGGCCAGUACACCUUCUACAAAGCCAUCAGACUCUGCGGAGAGAAGGACCGCAUCAUUGCUAUCGGAGACUUCUUCUUUGUCAGGAUAUGGCAGGACUCUGAGCUGGUCUCCGUCGGUGAACUCCAGCUGUUGUGGACCGACAGGAUCUCCGGCCAGACCCUGGUCAGCCUCCGACUGUACUUCCUGCCAGAGAACACUCCUGACGGGCGCAGCCAGCAUGGAGAGGACGAAGUCCUAGCCAUCAACGAGAAAGUGGUCCUACGAGCCGAUGACCUGCUCAGCUGGGUGUGUAACGGCGAAGACUGGCGGUGGGGGCUCCGAGCGGUGUGGAGGGGCGCCUGUGCCCCCCCUGCGGACCCACGGCACACGGCCCCCCUACACCAUACUAAGCUGGACUUCAGCGAUGUUGAGAAGGAGAAAAAUUCCAUCGUGGACCCAGACAGCCCAGGCGUGGUAGUGUUCUCCUACCCCCGGUACUGCCGGUACAGAGCCCUACUCUCUCGACUGGAGGGGGUGCAAGGAGACUGGCUGAGAGACUCGCUGGUCGCCGCGUUGGGAGGGUACGCCGCGCCCACGCAUAACACCAGGAUCCUGUACUGCAAGGACACAUUCGAAUACGCCGAGCUAGAAGGCCACGAGUUCGUGUGCAACCAGUUUGCGCCCAAGUUGAAGGGCCGGCCGCGCGGGCGCCGCCGCCGUCCCCCCCGCGCCGGCGACCCGUCCCCCACCCCCUCGCCCGAGCGGCCGUCGUCGGAGCACGACUCGGAUGACCAGAGGAGUACGCCCAGUGUCGCGACCCCCCGCCGUCUCUCCCUCCGCAACGGAGCGGACCGGCACAGCGACGAGGACGACUACAAAAGAGAGGAGACGAAAGAGGGAAAGAGAGAGGAGAAGAGAGACACCACUCUCGAGGACAGAGCCUUCUUGCUGCAGCUCAGACAGUUUUAUAGGGAAAGGAACGAGUCUAUGCACGGGCAUACGCUUAAAGACUUAUCUCUCCGAGUGCUAUACGAGUCGGUGACGUCCCGAGGCGGGUACGAGGCGGUCUGCAGGCAUAAGCUGUGGCGAGCUCUUAGCGUUGAACACCCCGCUAGAGCGAGGAGGCAUUAUGAAAGAUUCCUUCUGCCCUACGAGAACCACUCCCGCCGCAACGGUCUGACGCACAACGGCCGCCUCCCCCCGCGGACCGUUGCGACUAUUGACGUCACCUCCCCCCCGCGAUCCCCGCCGCCCCCCUCGCAAACUGAGGUCGCUAAGAGACUGAGGACGCCUUCGCCUGUGACCACAAUCGACAACGAAACCGGCGAGUCGAAAGAAGAACUCAACCUCAUCUCCAAACCAGCCGAAGAACUGAACAGGGAGUUUCUAGAAUCGUUGCCCAAAGACGAGAAACCUCUCAAGAUCUCCGUCAAACCGGUAGAGAAGCUCAUCGAAGCGAAGCAGAGCGAAGAAGCAAAGGAAAGUGAGCGAAAGCCGAGCGAAGCGAGCGGAGCGACGCUUAAUGAGCUCGCGCAUAAGCUGAAUUUGAGCAACCCAGCGGGCCCGUAUGUAGCGGUGGCGCCCGAGACUCGACUCAACGGCCACGACGCGAAGCCCCUCGAACAGCAGAAGACUCGCCCCGCGGGCCGAAGUUCGCUGCGCGCGGUGCGAGUGAAGCCCACGCGACCGCAACAUACCCCCGCUAACACACCGCCCAUCCCGCCCGCGCGCGGCUCGCCGCCCCCGCUGACCAACUUCGGCAUCCACCACCCGCCGCCCGCCAACCACAGCGACGACGAGAUUGUCGAGGUCCCAUACAAACCAAAAACGCCAGAAAUAAUCGACCUGGAUGAAUACCCAGAAAGCCCUAUAUCGACCAAGAAGAAGAAGCUCGACAUCCUCAAAGAACGGGGUUUAGAAGUCACCGCGAUCCCCACGUGGCCUCUUCAACCCCCAAUCACCCCCCUUUUAAACCCCACCCCUAUGCUCCUAAACCCAGCUGUCCAGCACCAAAUUAUGACCCAGGCCCAAAUAUUUCAGAUGUAUAACAUAAUUCCGCCGAACUAUAAUGGCGCUCAACCCCCUAAAGUCAUCCAAGCAACGAGCCUUUACGGCAGUUCUGGUCCAGAGAAGACCGUUUAUGGUAAUCCAAAAGACCCCUUCAUGCCCCCUCCUCAUAUCUUAACAGGCACCCCUGUGAAACCCCAAAGAAACAUCCCCACCACCACCACACCCCCCCAAGGGCCCCAAGACAUCCUAGAUCUAACCUGCAAAAGUCCUGUACCCUCCCAGAAACCAGCGGUCGAAAUAGUGAGAAUACCUACCGCUCCCUCCCCAUCCAAAAAUUCUCCCCAGAAUCUGAGCAAAAAUUAUACUUUGAUUGACGGAAAAGCAGUCGUCGGGUCCAAUUUAGAAAUCACUUUAGUCAAUCCUAGAGUGCAGACGCCCAACAAAAAUAGACAGAAUCAGAAAAGGUCGUCAAACGGAAAGUUUGUGUCGAGCAAAACUCCAACACCGCCGAAGGAAAACCCCAAGCAAUUCCCAUCGCCGUCUGGACUGAAGAAGAAUCCUAUAGUAGUGCCCAAUUAUCAAAUCAAUUCGAGGGAUAACGUGUCGCCUACGAGUUCUACUGGGUCCAGGGACAGCCAAACCAACUCCACCAAUGUGUUCAAGCCAACCAAUCUAGCGCAAAUACUAGAGAUGCAGAAAUCUGUACCAAGUGUGCCACUUAUGGACCCAGUCUACAUGAGCGCGUUAUACAGCAGCCUAGGGAAUUUGGACCAACGUCAAUUGACUAUGUAUAGAGACUUUAUGGCGAGCCAGAUGAGGUACACGGGACUCCUGAAUAUGGGGGUAGGCACACCCACUACUAAGAAUUGAGUCUAGUCCGAAAUGUGUGACUGCGAAGCGGUAUGUGCCAUAUAUGGGCCACGUCACCAUUAUGGGAACAACUUAAAAAAAGGCUUUUUAGAGGUAUCUCUUCUGCUAGAUUUAAAUUCGAAUGUAUUCCCUUUUUACACGA